Messenger RNA from Pelobates cultripes (western spadefoot toad), 464 nucleotides. NCBI's taxonomy places the organism in Eukaryota, Metazoa, Chordata, Amphibia, Anura, Pelobatidae. The record is from the annotation of a GenBank genome assembly.
CAACCCCAAUAGAAGCUGUCCGACAAUACAUCCCAGACUUCAACCACAAACUCUGGCUCCGACACGGUAUUCUCACACUAUCGCAAGUAUUACAGGGCGACAGCCUCAAACCAUUCCCCGACAUCUGCCAAGAAUUUAGAUUGCCUGCGAUUGCAAACUUCUCCUACAAUCAACUACAAUCUUGGAUAAACCUUCACAAACCGCGACGACCCAUGAGUCCACCGGACCCUCACUGGCUUAAAAUAACAGAGAUAUGCACGAAGACGAAACCGGCAACAAAACUCAUCUCAUUAAUCUAUACCUCAGAAAGCAUAGACGCUCAAGCAAAGCCCACAUCGUUCCAAGUAACAUGGGAACGAGACUUAGGAUACAAACUCACGGACGAGAAAUGGCUAGAUAUCUUUCAAGCAAACAAAAAACUGACCCUCUGCACAACGCACACCAACCGACACCAACGGAAAUAG